AUGGCGAGCAAGGCGGUGCCGGCCGCGGGCUACGGCGAGGACGGCGUGUACCGCUCGCUGCGCCCGGCGGUGCCCAUCCCGUCCGACCCGGGCCUCUCUGUGAACGAUCUCAUCUUCCGCCGCGCCGACGCGUGCCCCGCCGCGCCCGCGCUGGUCGACGCCGCCACCGGCAGCGCCCUCAUCUUCGCCGAGCUCCGCUCCGCGGCUCUCACGGCGGCUGCCGCGCUCUCGACGAGCGCGGGCGUCCGCCCCGGCGACGUCGUCCUUCUCCUCGCGCCCAACUGUGUCCUCUACCCGGUCUGCUUCUUGGCUGUCACCGCGCUAGGCGCCGUCGCCACCACAGCGAACCCGCUGUACACCGCCAGAGAGAUCGCCGCGCAGGUCGCCGACGCCGGCGCCAAGCUCGUCAUCACAGUCGCCGACCUCCUGCCCAAGGUUGCGGAGCUCCACCUCCCAGCCGUCUUCCUCGAUGGCGGCGGCGGCGGCGGCGCCACCGCCUCCGUGCCUUCAAGCACCAACGUUAUCCUCUACAGGGACCUCGUCGACGGGGUGCGGGAGACGGAGUACCGCCGCCCGCCGACCAAGCAGAGCGACACGGCGGCGCUGCUGUACUCGUCGGGCACGACGGGGGCGAGCAAGGGCGUCAUCCUGACGCACGGCAACUUCAUCGCGGCGCACGCCAUGUUGACGUCGGACCAGGACGCGCGCGGGGAGGGGCCCAACGUGCUCCUCUGCUUCCUGCCCAUGUUCCACCUCUUCGGGCUCUCCAUCGUCACGCUCGGGCAGCUGCAGCGCGGGAACGCCGUCGUCGUGAUGCCGCGGUUCGACGUCGACUCCGCGAUGGCCGCCAUGCAGCGGCACCGCGUCACGUGCCUCUACUGCGUGCCGCCGGUGAUGGUCGCGCUCGCCAGGCACGGGAGGUGGGCCGGGAGGUACGACCUCAGCUCGCUCAAGAUCAUCCUCUCCGGCGCCGCGCCGCUCGGCAAGGAUGUCAUGGAAGCCGUGGCCAAGGACUUCCCUGGCGCCGACAUUGUCCAGGGAUACGGUAUGACCGAGACAUGUGGGGUCAUAUCGCUAGAGAAUCCAGAAAGGGGGAAAGCUCGUCAACUUGGAUCGUCUGGAAAACUUGUCACACAAGUUGAAGCGAAGAUCGUUGAUGUAGAGACAGUGGAACAUCUGCCACCGAUUCAACUAGGGGAAAUUUGUGUCCGGGGACCAAAUGUAACGCAAGGUUAUCUCAAAAACGAGGAAGCCACGGAAUUUACAAUCAAGCAAGGGUGGUUGCAUACGAGUGAUCUUUGAUACUUUGAUGAAGGAGGUUGAAAGAGAUCGGGUGCUCUAGCCUAAGAGGGGGAGGGGGUGAAUUAAUCACUAU
Messenger RNA from Panicum virgatum (switchgrass), 1375 nucleotides. Its product is annotated as 4-coumarate--CoA ligase-like 1. Gene Ontology annotation, molecular function: CoA-ligase activity. Bases 1 to 1302 code for a protein of 433 amino acids. Lineage: Eukaryota; Viridiplantae; Streptophyta; Magnoliopsida; Poales; Poaceae. The record is from RefSeq and is a predicted model, not a curated record. The transcript is spliced from 3 exons.